Messenger RNA from Raphanus sativus (radish), 1768 nucleotides. RefSeq names its product dol-P-Man:Man(7)GlcNAc(2)-PP-Dol alpha-1,6-mannosyltransferase. Lineage: Eukaryota; Viridiplantae; Streptophyta; Magnoliopsida; Brassicales; Brassicaceae. The transcript is spliced from 20 exons. Gene Ontology annotation, biological process: protein N-linked glycosylation. Gene Ontology annotation, molecular function: alpha-1,6-mannosyltransferase activity. Bases 81 to 1574 code for a protein of 497 amino acids. Gene Ontology annotation, cellular component: endoplasmic reticulum membrane. The record is from RefSeq and is a predicted model, not a curated record.
GCCCAAUUUUAAAAUAUCUGUCCCCCAUCGAAAUCGUCAGCCUGAUAUCGAUUGACAUCGAGAAGGAAGUUGCAGAGACGAUGCGGACGGAUUCGAAAAUGGCUAAGUUUCUUCAAUCCUAUGGAUAUGAUCUGAUCCUGGGAGCUAUAGCUGCAAUUUAUGUGCUCAUGGCACCAUUCACUAAAGUGGAAGAGAGCUUUAACGUACAGUCAAUGCACGACAUUCUUUACCAUCGCCAUCGUUUGGACUCGUAUGAUCAUUUGGAGUUCCCUGGUGUUGUCCCUCGAACUUUUAUUGGAGCCUUUAUAGUCUCUUUCUUUGCAUCACCCGUUGUAUUCAUCAUCAGCUUCCUUGGCUUCCCCAAAAUUUAUAGUCUUGUUGCAGCUCGUUUAGUGUUGGGGUGUAUCAUACUAUCCACACUUAGAUUUUUCCGGAUUCAGAUAAGGAACAAGUUUGGACAUCAAGUGGAGUCUUUCUUCGUACUUCUCACCAGUCUCCAGUUUCAUUUACUUUUCUACUCCACUCGUCCUCUGCCUAAUAUUCUUGCUUUGGGAUUAGUUAAUCUGGCAUAUGGUAAUUGGUUGAAGGGAAACUUCUAUUCAGCUUUGAACUUCCUGAUUUUUGCCACUGUUAUCUUCAGAUGCGAUGUGAUAUUACUGCUUGGCCCUAUCGCUCUCGAGUUUUUAUUGACCAGAUCGAUCUCCUUCUGGAAAACGCUCAAGUAUUGUGUUGGAACCGCUGUGGUGGCUGUAGGUCUUACCAUUUGCGUUGACUCUAUCAUGUGGAAGAAGUUUGUUUGGCCAGAAUUUGAAGUUUUCUGGUUUAACUCCAUUCUGAACCGGAGUUCUGACUGGGGUACACAUUCCAUUCAUUGGUACUUCACCUCAGCACUCCCACGGUCUUUACUUGUAGCGUAUCCUCUUUCUCUGUUUGGUAUUUUACUUGACAGGAGGGUUCCAUUCCAUAUUGUUCCAGUUAUAUCAUUUGUUAUGCUCUACUCUAAGCUUCCACACAAGGAACUCCGUUUUAUUAUUAGCUCAGUGCCAAUGCUCAACUUAUCUGCUGCUGUUGCUGCUAGCAGAAUCUACAAGAACAGGAAGAAAACUAUUUGGAAACUGGCAAACAUGGUUAUGCUAGCAUUAUUUGCAAUCAGUGCAGGGUGCACGGUUCUCACAUUCAUGGCAUCUUACAACAACUAUCCAAGCGGCUAUGCUCUUAAGCGCUUGCAUCAGAUAAGCCAUCCUGCAAAUGUAAUGGGAGAAGAGUGGGUUCACAUAGACACCUUUAGUGCUAUGAAUGGAAUAUCUCGCUUUUGUGAAAGUGCUUUUCCUUGGAGAUACUCAAAAGAGGAAAACAUUGUGGUGGAGGAGUUACGAAACCGAAAUUUCACGUACCUUGUGAGCGAGCACCCGUCUGUGGAUGGAUACAAGUGCUUGUUUUCUGAAGAAGGCUUCGACAGAAUCGAACUGCGGCGAGGUUUCCCUCCCAUUGUUCUGGUGAAAAGAGCCAAAGUAUACGUGCACCGGGAUAUGAAGACGGAUGACCAGUUGCAUAAGAAAUGGCCAGGAUGUUAGAUUCAUUGUUUUUGGUCGAUGUAGCACGGCUUUGUUAUCCUGAGAGAGAGAGGAGAAGAUGUAACGAUGUCCAGAUAUUAGUAUACUUCCUUCCAUAUGUCUGUCGCUUUUCUGAUUCGUUGUUUUGGUCGAUGUAUCACAGCUCUCUGAGUUUACUUUUUUUUUUAUUUUGGUUCGAGACGCUCACCAUUUCA